Molecule: messenger RNA, 897 nt
Organism: Hibiscus syriacus
Lineage: Eukaryota; Viridiplantae; Streptophyta; Magnoliopsida; Malvales; Malvaceae
Product: ACD11 homolog protein-like
Exons: 4
Coding region: 201-863 (220 amino acids)
Biological process (GO): intermembrane lipid transfer; ceramide transport
Cellular component (GO): cytoplasm; cytosol; membrane
Molecular function (GO): ceramide 1-phosphate transfer activity; ceramide 1-phosphate binding
Source: RefSeq, a predicted model, not a curated record
UGUUUGUUGCACCACCUCUAAUUAUUCCCAUAACACUUGUCGUGUUUUCACAACAAAAAGAAUAUGAAUCAAUCCCAGACACGUAAAAUGCUAGCCCAAUUUACCAUUUCUUACAUCUUUUAUCUCUUCCUUUUCUUGAUGAAAAUUCAAAAUGUUGGACGAUUUUGCAGGGAAUUGGGAAUGGUAUAGUGAUAUAAGCCAUGGAUGAAGCAAAUGACGGUUCUAAUCAAUCUCAGACCAAGAUGUCCAUAUCAACUAAAACACCUCUGUCGGAUAUAGCACAAGCGUUUGAGGAGUUGUCGGAAUCGUUGGGGUCUCAGACCAAGGAUCAAGAACUUCCGUUGGAUACAUUCUGUGAAGCAUGUUCUCUGGUUUCUGUUCUUUUCAGCUGCCUCGGCCUCGCCUUCAAAUUCGCCGAGUUGGAGUACGUCGCCAAGGUACAUGAUCUGGUGGAAGCAUCCAAGAGGUUUGCCACCUUAGAAAAUGUUCUUGAUCUCGAUGUCGCUAACGACACGGUGAAGACACCGGGAAGCCAUUCACGUAACCUGCGUCGUGUUAGACAAGGCCUCGACCUCAUCCGCGCUUUAUUCGAAGAAUUUGUGUCGUCUGACUGUUACUCUUUGAGGGAUGCGGCUUCAACAGCUUAUGCUCAAGUGUGUGCACCAUACCACACAUGGACUGUCAGGACUGCUGUUUCUGCUGGAAUGUAUACUCUUCCAACAAGGGAAGAACUUCUGAUCAAGCUCAAUGAAACAGAUGAUACAGCAGAGAAGAAAAUGAGAAGGUAUAUCGAAGCUUCGCGUCCAGUAAUAGCGUACAUCGAUAAGCUUUAUAUUUCUAGGAAUGUCACAUUGGACUGGUGACUCAUUACCUCAACUGGGGGAGUGAAACCACACA